AUGCCCGUGAAUCGUCUAAAUAAACUGACGAAUUUCACACCCACCAGCCUUGUGGAUCACAAUCCGACCGCGGUCACCCAUCCGCCCAAUUCGGAUAUCUUGGAUAAGAUCGACGUGAAGAAAUUGUUGGACGUGUUGCAGAUUCUCAACGAGGAAAAAUCUGCACAAGUGUCAGAAGCAACGAGUUUACCUUCAUCAACUGUAGUGAAYGUGGUCCGCGAUUUCGACUAUUCGAAAGAAUGUAAGAUCGACGAAGAUUCGUCGAAAAAUCAGGUUACGGAACAGAUGAUUUUUAACACGGCAUACGACAAAGUAUUGGAACAUAUAAGAUUGGUUAACGAAACCAUUCAAAAGAAUUACGAAUUAUUAAUGAAGCUUAAUAUCUUGAAGGGAAUGCUUAUGAUGGAAGAAAUUAGUGUUCAUUCAAAAGAGUCGACACCGUGGAUUAAAUACUUCUCCAAAUACAAAAAUAUUGCUAACAAUUAUUAA
Molecule: messenger RNA, 489 nt
Organism: Diuraphis noxia (Russian wheat aphid)
Lineage: Eukaryota; Metazoa; Arthropoda; Insecta; Hemiptera; Aphididae
Source: RefSeq, a predicted model, not a curated record